This is a messenger RNA of Merops nubicus (carmine bee-eater), 772 nucleotides long. RefSeq names its product ribosomal protein L7 (gene RPL7). The record is from RefSeq and is a predicted model, not a curated record. Bases 1 to 756 code for a protein of 251 amino acids. Gene Ontology annotation, cellular component: cytosolic large ribosomal subunit. Lineage: Eukaryota; Metazoa; Chordata; Aves; Coraciiformes; Meropidae. The transcript has 5 exons. Gene Ontology annotation, biological process: maturation of LSU-rRNA from tricistronic rRNA transcript (SSU-rRNA, 5.8S rRNA, LSU-rRNA). Gene Ontology annotation, molecular function: RNA binding; structural constituent of ribosome.
AUGAGAUUUCUUUCUUCCUCUCUGUUCAGAGCCAAGAAGGUGCCAACUGUACCGGAGAGCCUGCUGAAAAAGCGGCAGGCUUAUGCAGCCAUAAAAGCCAAACGUCAGAAGAAGAUAUUGGCUAUAAAAAAGCACCGCCGGGCACAGAGGAAGCUGAUCUAUGCGCGAGCCCAGGCGUACCACAAGGAGUACAGGCACAUGUACAGGCAGGAGAUCCGCAUGGCCAGGAUGGCCCGAAAGGCUGGCAACUACUACGUGCCCGCAGAGCCGAAACUGGCGUUUGUCAUCAGGAUAAGAGGCACCAACGGCGUCAGCCCCAAGGUCCGCAAGGUGCUGCAGCUGCUGCGCCUGCGCCAGAUCUUCAACGGCACGUUCGUGAAGCUGAACAAGGCCUCCAUCAACAUGCUGCGCAUCGUGGAGCCCUACAUUGCCUGGGGUUACCCCAAUCUGAAGUCUGUGCAUGAGCUGAUCUACAAGCGUGGCUACGGCAAGAUCAACAAGCAGCGUAUUGCCCUCACGGACAACUCCCUGAUCCAGAAACGCCUGGGAAAGCUUGGCAUCAUCUGCAUGGAAGAUGUGAUCCAUGAAAUUUACACUGUUGGCAAGAACUUCAAAGUUGUGAACAACUUCCUUUGGCCCUUCAAGUUAUCCUCUCCUCGGGGUGGAAUGAAGAAGAAAACAAUCCACUUCGUGGAAGGUGGGGAUGCUGGUAACAGAGAAGAUCAGAUCAACAGACUCAUAAGGAGGAUGAACUAAUGGUGAGAUACUACCA